CGUCGGGUACGGCCAAUGGGAUCGCGGGGAGAAAUGUGUUUAUACCAGCCCCCUCUCCCGUACAAGGCGACUGUUUUUGUGCCUGUGGACGUCAUGGUUUGGGAGGUGGUGACCCCGACUGUGCAGUCCAGCGACCCCAAACAUCGGAGCGUGCGGGAGUCGGAGCCUCAGUGUGAACAGUCAGGAGUGAUGAUGGAUGCAGAUGGAGACCAAUCACAUGACCUGCUCUGCUGCAAGGAACGCCUCACCUCCUCGCCUGGCUUCCCCCGCAGCGACAGCUACAUGGAGUACGACGACCUCCCGGACCUGCAGGAGGUGCGGGAGGAGGCGGAGACAGCGGCGCCGCCUGUCUACCAGGUGGACGUGGGCGUGUCGCACCAGGAGCGGCAUGCGCACACGCACCCUCCCGACACACACUGGCUGACGCAGCUGGCUCACAUCGCCACAGGUCCCCAGAGCCCACUGCUCCAGGAGCCCCCUCACAGCAGCUACUCUUCGGUCUGCCUCUCCAGCACCAGCAGUAAUCUCCAUUCCUACGCCCGGCCUCCUCCGCCUCUCCCCAGCAGCACCUUGUCGCCCCCCAGAGGUCAUGGCAGGGAGCGUCGGCGCAGCAGGAAGAGCAGCGAGUGUGGUUCUGCAGUAUCAACCAGGUCCUCUCUGUCUGAUGAUGAAGACAUGGGCUGGAGCUUCUCCUGGCCGCCCACCGCCUGGCACUGCUUUCUCAAAGGCACUCAUCUGCGCUUCCACAGCGGCUCUAAUGUGGAGUGGCAGGACGUCGAGGACCUGGACUCUGCUGAGGAAGACUCCGGUGAUGAGGAGCAAUCCACAUCGCUGAAGGGUUAUGGCUCCGAGGGUCUGCAGCUGGUGCAGCAUUCAGAGAUUGUGUUGUCUGGUCAGGCUGUCCUGCAGCUGACCUUUGACCCCGGGGCAUUCGGGCACGCCCCCAUGACUGCUCGCUGCCAACUUGAUCACCCCUUUUACAUCAAAAGUAAAGGGUGGUCGUCAUUUUACCCGAGCUUGACCGUGGUGCGUCAUGGGAUACCGUGCUAUGAAAUGGAGGUGGGAGGUGUGUGCCUUCCUCCAGGACACAGAGAUGCCAAACACACUGACGACUCACUGGUGUUUGACACGUUCAGGAGCUAUGAUUUCACUCCUCUGGACUCCUCUGCGGUUUACGUGUUGAGCAGUAUGGCCAGACGGCGGCGGGCCUCCCAGUCCAGCGCAGAGGCCGUUUCUCCAGACAGAGACAAAUCACAAGACGACAACAGUCCCAGCCACUCCCACUCUCCUCAUCAAAAGCCAACCAAAAGCCAGCAUGCCAGCACAGCAGGAAGUAACAAUGCCACGCCCACUAAGUGCAAGCGGCCAAUGAACGCCUUCAUGCUGUUUGCCAAAAAGUUCAGGGUGGAGUACACGCAGAUGUACCCAGGCAAGGACAACAGAGCGAUCAGCGUCCUCCUCGGUGAGCGAUGGAAGAAGAUGCGAAGUGAGGAGCGGCGGGCGUUCACCGUACAGGCCAAAGCCCUCGCAGACGAACAGAAGAGGCUCAACCCAGACUGCUGGAAACGCAAACGCACCAACUCGGGUUGUCAGGGAAAUUAAGGCUGCAGACAAGAAGAGAGGACGGUCAGCACGGCCUGUAGGCGUACAAACACACACUCACACACACGCUCAGAAGUGACAAGGAAAAGGAUCUAUGUGUGUUCUAAUACUAUGCUUCAAAAUGAUAUUUGUUAACAAGAGAUUUGCGUUGAUCUCCCAAAGAGACGAUGUGAUUCAGUCUCACAAGGUCAGAAUCUCUCGAAAAACUUUCCUUUCUAUCGCUUUUAAAAGGUGCUAAAUGUAACAUUUAAAGUGGUAUAAAUCAUAAUCUGAUGAUAGUAUUUAUAACAAGUUAUAAAGCAUCACAUUGUAAUGCUGCAGAGCACCGUACCAUCUCCCUGCAGAGAGGACAUUCGAUCAUCUGGGUUUUAUGUAUGACUGGAGUUCAUCUCCACAAGUGAUUUUACAUCAAUGUGACAAUAAAAAAGAGAGAUUCUGAUCAUUUUCAGGCUCUCACCGUAUGCUUGAAACUGGUGGAAGUUGUGGUGCUGUAGCAGUUUAAGUAGAGAAUGUAGCUAUUUUCCCAAAAUUAUAUAUUAUAUAUAAAGAUAUAUUCAGUACGAAGUAUUUUAUUGCCUGUAUUACUUGGAUUUGCACGCAGUGUAUUGCACAAGACAUAUUUUAACCUUGCUUUCAUGUCAUUUAUCAUGUAAUAUUUAAUUAUUAAACAAAUGUACACCAUAAAUUCUCAGAUAGUGGCCCAGGGGUUUGAUUAGUCUUGUGCCAUUUGGACAAGUUUCUCCAAUUUAUAGCUGCUUUUUCAAUCAGACUUUUUAUUUAGACGUCUCCCUGUUUUCUAAACAUUCAGAUCAUUCCCAACACAUCAGGGGCACAAUCCCUUUAGAGUACGUGUCCAGUGAGAGUCCUUUUUCAAAAAAAGAAGUGCCGACUAUCCCCGACAGCUGCACAACAAAAUGAAAAAGACAUGUACUAGUGACGUCUCCCCUGGCCUUUAUUGAUUUUCUGGCUUUUAUCUGAGAAUUUACAGUAACUAAUAUGUAUUCUUCAGGAUAUGAGACCAUAUAAAUGAUGCCACAGACAGUUUCCAUUAAACACAGGCUGCAGGAUCACAUGAGGAUUUGAUUUGAACUUGUCAGACAUCGUCUACACUGCUGAAGUGUCCUUGAGUAAGACACUGGCUCUCCGGCAGCUGUAGGGGGCAAAUACACUCUCAGUGUAAGAAGUCAUGUAAUAUGUUAUUGCUUUUGUCUCUAACAUCUGUAUGUGCCAUAAUAUGAUGCGGUAUGUUUGUGUAAAUCAAAGAAACAUUAAUACAGGUGAGAGUUGAUGUUACUCACAGGUUGCUCGUGGCUUUCAUCAAGGGUCACAUGGAGAUAAUUAUUUUCAGUGUCAGUCAUGCCUUUUGGCCCAUCACCUUGAGGUUGGUCUUCCCCCACGGAGAUUUAAUGGCUUUAUUUUAUGUCAACAGAUCAUACAACAUAUUAUUAUUAUUUCUAGCCUCUGUCACACAGUGAGAGACUGCUGAACAUUUUGUGACCAGCAGGAUGGAAAGAGACAGAUGAGGUACACGGCAAAACUGAUAUGACUUCACUCCUCAACGCUUGGUGUGAACAGUGGAACUCGUUGGCAUAAAGUACUCAUUUGAUAUCGUCAGAAAUCAGACAAACUAUGAGGUGUUGUGUUGUUUUCUGUGUGUUCCGGAUGCUGUGUACUGAAGAAUUGAGGUCAGAAUGCAAUCAGUCUCGUCUGUUAUAAUAGCACCUUUGGCUCAGACAGUGGAGGUCUAGAGAAAUGUUUGCUCGUUGAUCCUGAUGUUGUUCAGGCUGCCUAUCAAAGAGCCCUGAUUGCUCACUGUCUGUACAGUGAGGCAGCUCGAUCCCACAUGAACUUAUCAGAAAGGUUCGUCAAAGUCUGUGAGGGUGAAGAUUGGUGUUGGACCCCAGCUUGGAAAAUGUUACUGCUCAAAAUGAAGCCUGCAGCAUCAUAGUUAUUUUCAAGCUAACCUUUUGUGUUAAAAAAAAAAAAAAAAAAAAAUUUCCAGACCCCUUUAAGA
Chelmon rostratus (copperband butterflyfish) is the source of this 3616-nucleotide messenger RNA. Its product is annotated as HMG box-containing protein 1-like. Bases 16 to 1602 code for a protein of 528 amino acids. Gene Ontology annotation, cellular component: nucleus. The transcript is spliced from 13 exons. Gene Ontology annotation, biological process: regulation of transcription by RNA polymerase II. Lineage: Eukaryota; Metazoa; Chordata; Actinopteri; Chaetodontiformes; Chaetodontidae. Gene Ontology annotation, molecular function: RNA binding; DNA-binding transcription factor activity, RNA polymerase II-specific; RNA polymerase II cis-regulatory region sequence-specific DNA binding. The record is from RefSeq and is a predicted model, not a curated record.